AUGUCGUCUACUACUUUCAAUCGUCUUGUGCGGUUUGUACCCAAGUCAGACUCCACGAGUAUCCUAAUCGGUGAACCAUCACAAGAAGAUCUGGACAUCGGUCUUGCUACUCGUGAUGGGAAAGAUGUUACCGUCGCGGUAUUUACGGGAUCUUCUGUCCUGUCUCCAGGUACCCGAACAGACAGGACCGAAUCUAUCGAGAGGAUCUUGUCACCCUUGGCACAAGAGGAAGUCGGAACUAUUCGCUGCAUUGGAUUGAACUAUGUCCAACACGCGAAUGAAGUCAAAAUGGACAUCCCAAAGAUCCCAACUCUGUUCCUUAAGCCUAGCACAGCAUUGGGUGAUCCUUGGCCUGCUCCCACGUUACUACCUAAAAUCACCCAAAAUGAUGGGAGUGGUGAUUAUGAAUCAGAGCUGGCAGUAGUUAUUGGCAAAGCUGCCAAGAAUGUGUCUGAGGAGAAUGCCAUGGAUUACGUCUUGGGCUAUACAGCUGCCAACGAUGUCUCGAGCCGUGUCUCGCAGCUUAACCAGUCUCAGUGGUGCUUCUCCAAGGGUUUUGAUGGAGCAUGCCCUAUUGGGCCUGUUCUUGUCUCAACUUCAGCUGUUCCAGACCCUUCCAAGUUACACAUUCGUGGCUUGAAGAACGGAAAGGUUCUCCAAGACUGUUCUUUGGAUGAUCUUAUCUUCAGUGUCCCCAAGCUUGUCAGUUUCUUGUCACAAGGCACCACGCUUCCAGUCGGCACAGUAAUAGUUACGGGUACCCCUGCUGGAGUAGGAAUGGGCAAGAGUCCCAAAGAGAACCUGGAACAUGGUGACGAGUUCAAAGUUGAGAUUUUGCCGCACAUCGGAACACUGGUUAGCAAGUUUGAGAACGAAUAA
Fusarium venenatum is the source of this 879-nucleotide messenger RNA. RefSeq lists its product as uncharacterized. The record is from RefSeq and is a predicted model, not a curated record. Gene Ontology annotation, molecular function: acetylpyruvate hydrolase activity. Lineage: Eukaryota; Fungi; Ascomycota; Sordariomycetes; Hypocreales; Nectriaceae.